Cricetulus griseus (Chinese hamster) is the source of this 1237-nucleotide messenger RNA. NCBI's taxonomy places the organism in Eukaryota, Metazoa, Chordata, Mammalia, Rodentia, Cricetidae. The record is from RefSeq and is a predicted model, not a curated record.
GGAAAGAAGCACAGGAAGGACCCGUGCUCUUUGAGGACCUGCCCCCGGCCAGCAGUACUGAUUCAGGAUCUGGGGGACCUUUACUCUUUGAUGAUCUCCCACCUGCUGGCAGUGGUGAUCCAGGUUCUCUUGCCACAUCAGUUUCCCAGGUGGUGAAGCAUGAAGGAAAAGGAACAAAGAGGAAAGCUCCACAGGAAGAGAAGAAUGGCGGUGAAGAGCUUGUGGAAAAGAAAGUUUGUAAAGCCUCAUCAGUGAUCUUUGGUCUGAAAGGCUAUGUAGCAGAGCGGAAGGGCGAGAGGGAGGAAAUGCAGGAUGCCCAUGUCAUCCUGAAUGACAUCACUGAGGAGUGUCGGCCUCCAUCAUCCCUCAUUACUCGGGUUUCAUACUUUGCUGUUUUUGAUGGACAUGGAGGAAUUCGGGCCUCAAAAUUUGCUGCACAGAAUUUGCACCAGAACUUAAUCAGGAAAUUUCCUAAAGGAGAUGUAAUCAGUGUGGAGAAAACUGUGAAGAGAUGCCUGCUAGAUACUUUUAAACACACCGACGAAGAGUUCCUGAAACAGGCCUCAAGCCAGAAGCCUGCCUGGAAAGACGGGUCCACUGCCACGUGUGUCCUGGCUGUGGACAACAUCCUGUAUAUCGCCAACCUUGGAGAUAGUCGGGCAAUCCUGUGUCGAUACAAUGAGGAAAGUCAAAAACAUGCAGCCUUAAGCCUCAGCAAAGAGCACAACCCAACUCAGUAUGAAGAACGCAUGAGGAUACAGAAGGCCGGAGGGAAUGUCAGAGAUGGACGUGUCUUGGGCGUACUAGAAGUAUCCCGUUCCAUUGGAGAUGGGCAGUAUAAGCGCUGUGGGGUCACAUCUGUGCCGGAUAUCAGACGCUGUCAGCUGACCCCCAAUGACAGGUUCAUUUUGCUGGCCUGUGAUGGGCUCUUCAAGGUCUUUACCCCAGAGGAGGCUGUGAACUUCAUCUUGUCCUGCCUUGAGGAUGACAAGAUCCAGACCCGAGAAGGGAAGCCUGCUGUUGAUGCCCGCUAUGAAGCUGCCUGCAACAGGCUGGCUAACAAGGCAGUGCAGCGCGGCUCCGCAGACAACGUGACGGUGAUGGUAGUGAGGAUAGGACACUGAGGGCCUGCACAUGCGCUCUUGACUUGGAGGUUCAUUUUAUUUGUACACAGUGUGUGUUCUCCUGUGGGACUUAUAUGGUUGUAAAUAAAGGUUUCUUUUUUUUUUCCUAGUCA